Bombus impatiens (common eastern bumble bee) is the source of this 1490-nucleotide messenger RNA. It is a transcript of the gene PIG-U, whose product is annotated as phosphatidylinositol glycan anchor biosynthesis class U protein. Gene Ontology annotation, cellular component: GPI-anchor transamidase complex; membrane. Bases 110 to 1399 code for a protein of 429 amino acids. Gene Ontology annotation, biological process: attachment of GPI anchor to protein; protein localization to cell surface. Lineage: Eukaryota; Metazoa; Arthropoda; Insecta; Hymenoptera; Apidae. The record is from RefSeq and is a predicted model, not a curated record. The transcript is spliced from 4 exons.
AUAAUACAUAAUAUAUAGCAUGGUGUGUCUGUCCAGAUACCGGUUGCAUGUCACAAGUAGAUCGUAAAACGCGCGCAAAUACAUAAAUGAUUUAUAGCUUAAUUAAAAAAUGAAGAAACAAUGUUUAUCAAAUUUUAUUUUAGCUGGUACUAUUCGAUUUUUAUUGAUGAAUUCUGAGUACCAAAAAGUGAUUAGCGAUCGUGUGGAAAUUUCUACUGCAUUAAAUUCUUGGAAGAGAGUAACUGAAGGAGUGUAUUUGUAUAACUGUGGCAUUGAUCCUUAUACAGGAGAUUUGUUUCAUGAAACACCUAUCGGAUUAUAUAUUUUCAAUUUUAUACAACAACAUUUAUCACAAUGGGUAUUAUUUUGCUUAUUUGUGUCCAUUGAUUUGUUAACAGCAGUAUUUCUUGGACUUACAGCAAAGCAAUAUACGACUGAAUUGGUUUCUAAACAAAAAGAAGAGGAAAAAUUAUGCAAUGAAAAUAAAGAAAUUCAUAAUGACGCUUCUGUAGUAUAUACUGCAAUGAUGUAUGUCUCAGCAGGAUAUUUAUUUAAUCCAUACAUAAUACUUAAUUGUGUUGGACAUACAACAACAGUAUUUACAAAUUUGUUGUAUUCCAUAGCAUUGGUUUCCAUGACAAGAUCUAUGUUUUGGAAUUGCUUAUCAAUUUCUUUAUUAACAUUACAAGGACUUUAUCCUGUUUCACUCAUAGUGCCAACAAUUAUCUAUAUUGCUCGUUCUAAUAGUACAAAACAAAGAAGCAAUAUUGCGAACUAUCUUAUAAUAUUUGCAAGCAUGUUAACCAUUCUAUUUUGUAUUUCCUAUUACAUUAUGGGAAGUUGGUCAUUUAUUUCGAACACACUUGGCUUUAUUUUAACAGUUCCUGAUUUACGUCCAAAUGUUGGACUUUAUUGGUACUUUUUUACAGAAGUAUUUGAGCACUUUAGAUGGCUUUUCAUUGCUUCUUUUCAAAUAAAUGUCAGUUUAUUAUAUAUAGUACCACUGGCAUUGAGGUUACGACAUGAUCCAAUGCUAUUAGCAUUUUCUUAUUUAGCAAUUACUGCAAUAUUUAAAUCUUACCCUUGUAUAGGAGAUGUUGGAUUUUAUAUGUCUCUUUUACCAUUAUGGAAGCAUUUAUUCCAAUAUACACAACAGGGAUUUAUUGUAGUCUGUUUUAUGCUAUUCUGUACAGUGUUUGCACCUACUGUUUGGUAUCAGUGGAUAUAUUCCAGAUCAGCUAAUGCAAACUUUUAUUUUGGAGUUACAUUAGCAUUUGCCAUAGCACAAAUUUUUUUACUAACAGAUAUCCUUUUCGCGAGUGUGAAACAUGAGUUUGCUGUACGUCAUGGUAUUAAUAAUGAUGUUAAUGGAAAUACUGCUAAACUUCUUUUAGAAUAAAGUUGUAUCUUACAAAGUUUAAGAUUAAAAUCAUUAACUAAAGUUUGAAAUUUAAAAGAAGUGGUUCUUAAAUAUUUACAAACUAUUCGAU